AGAAAGGAGAGGAAGACAAAACUAAGGAAGAGGCGCUUCAAACUCUCAGCAGUGAGUGAGGACUACGUGCACCUGGAGAAACGCCGCAAUGGAGUUUUUGUUGCAGUCAAACUCGAAGACGAAUAUUUUCUGUGCCUUGUGCACGUUUCUGUUGUUCAUCACCAGAGUCAUUUCUGCAGCGGAGGAUGGCGCGAAGAACUCCCAAUGUUACAACUACGCGGGAGGACACGUCUAUCCCGGGGAGGCUUUCCGUGUGCCAGUGUCCGACCAUUCUCUGCACCUCAGCAAAGCAAAGAUUUCUAAGCCUGCCCCACAUUGGGAAGGAACAGCUGUUAUUGAUGGGGAAUUCAAAGAGCUAAAGUUGGCAGACUACAAAGGCAAAUAUCUAGUCUUCUUCUUCUACCCGUUGGACUUUACCUUUGUCUGUCCCACUGAGAUCAUUGCAUUCAGUGAUCGUGUGCACGAGUUUCAGGCCAUCAACACAGAAGUGGUUGCCUGUUCAGUGGACUCCCAAUUCACCCAUCUGGCCUGGAUAAACACACCUCGAAAGCAAGGAGGUCUUGGACAAAUGAAGAUCCCUCUGCUGUCAGAUCUCACUCACCAAAUUUCCAAAGAUUAUGGUGUCUACCUUGAAGACCAGGGACACACACUAAGGGGACUUUUCAUCAUUGAUGACAAAGGCGUCCUGCGGCAAAUAACGAUGAAUGACCUGCCAGUGGGGCGAUCGGUAGAUGAGACUCUCCGUUUGGUCCAGGCCUUCCAGUAUACUGAUAAACAUGGAGAAGUGUGCCCAGCAGGAUGGAAGCCUGGCAGCGACACAAUCAUUCCAGACCCUUCGGGCAAACUAAAAUACUUUGGCAAGACCAACUAAACUGCACUUAUUCCACACUAAUAAAAUGUUUGUCUUAAACAA
Molecule: messenger RNA, 913 nt
Organism: Periophthalmus magnuspinnatus
Lineage: Eukaryota; Metazoa; Chordata; Actinopteri; Gobiiformes; Gobiidae
Gene: prdx4
Product: peroxiredoxin 4
Exons: 7
Coding region: 89-871 (260 amino acids)
Biological process (GO): cell redox homeostasis; hydrogen peroxide catabolic process; cellular response to stress
Cellular component (GO): cytosol; endoplasmic reticulum
Molecular function (GO): thioredoxin peroxidase activity
Source: RefSeq, a predicted model, not a curated record